GGCGCCGGCCCGCGGCAGCGGCGCGCGCUCCCUGGGCGCGCCGGUGCCCGGGCAGGGCUCCGCGCCGUGCACGCUGCGCGUGCGGGUGCUGUGCGCGCACCGCCUGCCGAACAGGGACACGGGCAUGUUCGGCGACGUGUCGGACCCGUACGUGGUGGUCCGGGUCGGCGCCGAGCACUUCCGCACGCCCUCCAUAGACAACGACCUGGACCCCGUGUGGGACAGGGGCAACGAGUUCUCCUUCACCGUGGACCCCAGCCCGCAGCUCCUCCUGCAGCUGGAGGUGAUGAACGCCAACGUUUUCAGGGACGACCUGCUCGGCAGCACCAGCCUGGCGCUCGGCUCGCUCCCGCCCGGUCAGCCCACCCGGCGGCGCGUCAAGCUCGACGGCUGCCCCGCCGGCGAGCUCGAGUUCGAGGUGCAACUGGGGGGCGCCAGCUACGCCUGGACCGCAGGGCGCGCCACGGCGCAGGGCAGCGGGCCGAAGCUCGAGUACCAGCUCGGCCCCGAGGUCCGGCAGCCGCGGAGCUGGGCGCUGGCCCUCGAGGGCGUCCGCGUGCUCGAGCUCACCCGCCGCACCUGGGCCGCGCCGCUGUGCGGCCGCAUGCUGGCGGCCAGCGGCGCGGACGUCGUCCGCGUGGCCUUCGGCGAGGAGGCAGAGGCCGUCCGCAAGAAGAGCGGCGGGGUGCUGCGGCCGCAGCCCGACGCCCACCGCGCCAGCGCCGACAGGGCCAAGUCCUCCAGCGCCCCGCGGGUGCUGCACGCGGGCAAGCGGCAAGCGCCGCACCAUCCCGGCGACGAGCAGGAGAUGGCCCACCUGCGGGCCGAGCUCCUGCCCGGGUGCGACCUGCUGCUGACCGACCUGCCCGCGGACGAGCUGGACCAGAUGCAGCUGGGCUUCCGGCCCCUGCGCGAGCAGUUCCCGGGCAUGAUCUACGCGCACGUGUCCAGCAUCGGGAUACUGGCGGACAGCGGGCAGCGCGGGGUGGAGGACUCGGGCGCCUUCUACUGCCUCACUGGGCUGGCGGAGCAGCUGGGGCACUUCCUGGGCCCCGCCGGCUUCGCCGCCGCCACGGCCGCCCCGGCGAUGUUCGGGGUGCUGUGCCUGGCGGUCAUGCGCAGGCGGUGCGGCACCCCGGGGGACCGCGUGGAGCUGAGCCUGUUCCGCACGGGGCGCUGGUGCACAGCCGUGGGCGCGUGCACCAAGUGGGCCAGGCCCCCCCAGGUGGACAGCCGCUUCGGCGCCUGGGCGCCGCUCGGCGCGCAGCCCGCGCCCGCCGUGCCCUUCGACGUGGAGGGCGCCGCGCUGCUGCAGCCGGGCGAGGGGGCGCGGAGGGCGGCGGCGCUGGAGCCGAUGCACCUGCGCUGGCGGGACUGCGACCCCGCCCUGCGGUUCCCGCCGCCGCAGGCGGGGAGCCCGCUGGCGUCGGAGCUGCCCCUCUCCCGGGUCAGCGUCAUCGAGAUCAGCGAUGAGUACCACGUCUCCGCCGCGGCUCUGGGCAGCAUGCUGGCGGAUCUGGGGGCGCAGGUCACGAAGGUGGAGAGGGCGUCGCGCCCGGACCCGUGGAAGAGGACGUGCCCCGCGCUGUACCACGACCUGAACAGCAAGAAGGCCGUGCAGGACCUCGAUUUCACCACGGUCCCGGGGCAGGCCGCCGUGUACCGCACCCUGGCGGACACGACGGCGCUGGUGACCAACCUGCCCGCGCAGGCCCUGGAAGCCUGGGGCCUCGGGGUCGAGCGGCUGCGGGAGAUGUUUCCGCACCUCGUGGUGGUGCAGGUCAGCACCUGGGGGCGCGACGCGCGGGCCCUCGCCAAGGAGGCGGCCGACGCGCGGAAGGGCGGGCAGGAGGUGCACGCCUUCUGGGAGGCGAGCGGCCUGGCGGCCCGCUGCUUCAACAACCUGGGCAUGCCCCCCGGCCUCAGCGAGCUGGCCACCUCCCUGCACGCCCUGGGCGGGGCGUGCCUGGCGCUGCUCCGGCAGCAGCGCACCGGCUCCGGGCAGCUGGUGCACGUGGGCCGGCACCAGGCCGCCCUCUUCUCGCGCGACGUGGCGGAGCUCCAGCCGCCGGCUCCGCUGGCCAGCCCGCUGCUGUCGCUGCAGGACGGCCGCUACAUGCGGCUCCUCGGCAGGGGCCACAGCGCGCACGACGCCUGGGCGCUGCUGCACGCCACCGGGCAGCGGGGCAGCCUCUGGGACCACGUCGGCGGCAGCCACGAGAGGGCGCGCGCGCACCUGGGGGCGCACUCGGAGGAGGACCUCCGGCGGCAGCGGGAGGAGCUGGUGGCAGGCGCGGCCAGGUUUGCAUAUGACGACCUGGCCAAGGCGUUCUUGUCCAAGGGCAUCGACUGGUUCGUGGAGGAGCUGCGCCCGGUCGACGCCGAGGCGCUCCACAAGGCGCGCGCGGCGCAGGCCGAGGACCUGAAGGAGCGGCACCGGGCCGCCGUCGAGAAGGUGCUCCGCGUGGCCGAGGGCAUCGCCGAGCUCGAGGAGAGGAUGCGCGAAGCUGUGGCCAGCCAGCAGCGCCAGCUGCGGGAGGGCGUGCGUCGAACGGAGGAGGGCCUUAGGCUCGAGGCGGAGAAGCGGGAGAAGAUCGCCUUGCACGAGCAGAACAUCAACUUGCUCAGGCAGCAGCACCAGCAGGGCAUACCGCCCAUCGUCACUGUGACGCUGGUCGGGGCCCAGUACCUUCACGCUGUCAACACGGAGCGACCUAACUCCUACUGCGUGUGCGAGGUGCCUGGCAAGCCGUUCACGCAGUUCCGAAGCAGGACCGUCGCCGGCAGUCCCUCCCCAGAGUGGCACGACUGCGCGACGCUGCGCGGCUACCUGAAUGGCGACCGCUUGUCUUUCAGGGUGUUCCACACAGACCCCGAUGCCAGCGCACAAGCUUCCAGGCACGCGAACAUGCUCUGCAUCAGAAUAAAUGGAGCGCACAACUUGAAGAACACGGAGACAGGCUUCAUGAGCGGCGUUUCCGACCCAUACGUGAUCGCUCGGAUUGGCUCGGUCGAAAAAAGAACGCCCACCAUCGAGAAUAACUUGAAUCCCGUGUGGACUCACGACCACGAGUUCGAGUUCGAGCUCGAGGGGACGUCGCCCACGCUGCUUCUGAUGGUGAUGAACGAGAACGUCGGGCAGAUGAUGGAGGGGUACAGGGCCGACGACUGCAUCGGCCGCUGCGAGAUCAACCCGCUCGAACUCCCAAAGAAGCAGUGGACCCACAAAGAAGAGCACCUGGAGGACGGGGACGGUGGCGUGCUGGAGUUCGAGGUCUUCUACAGCCCGCCCGUGCAGGAGCACGACGAGCUGCUCGGGGCCGUCGAGCUGGACCACCCCACGUUCGCCUUCGGGUACAGCGGCACCCUGAGCCUCUACGGGGCCCACGGGGACACCGGCUCCAAGCUCCACGUGGCCGUGGACGUCGCGCCAGCGCAGCCGGGCACGAUGCCGACGCGCGACGCCGGCAUCCCGCCCGCGCCGCAGUCGCAGCCCGGGUCCAGACCCGGCUCGGUCGCCCCCGCUGGCACUCCGCCGCCGCCGCAGCUGCAGCCCGGGUCCAGCCCUGCUGGCUCGCUCGCGCGGGCGGCCCUGUCGCCGGCGCAGUCCCACGGCAGCCCCGCGGGCGCGCCGUCGGACUUCGGCGUCGGCGCGCCGUCGCAGCGCGGGGCGCCGUGGCACCCGGCCGGCGGGGGCCUCCCCGAGCAGGGGCGGCCCCCUGGCACGCUGCAGCGCGUGGACUCGCGGGCAUCCUCGCACUACCCGCACUCCUACCACGCCCCCUCCGUCGCCGCGUCGGACCUCGCUGGGCGGGGGCCGCCGGUGCAGCACGGCGCGACCUGGCACCCGGCCGGCGGGGGCAUCCCCGAGGACGAGCGGCUCAGCGGGUCGCCACAGACGUGGAACCCGGGCCAGGACCCGAUGCUCACGCAGUAUUCCAGGGCAAUGAGCGACGUGGCGACCCAGGACCCGAUGCUCACACGCUACGAUCGAGCAAUGAGCGACGUGGACAGCGUCAUGACCAGCCCGCCCGACCGGCAGCGCCAGAGGUCCGCGCGCCACGGCGCGGCACCCCCACGGGCGCCUGGCGGCGCAGCGAGCUCUCGGCCCCCCAGGCGCCCGGACCGCGCCGCCGCGGAGCCCCCGGGGAGGCAGCUGGAGGCGUCUGGACGGCACGGCAUGAUGCCCCCGGGCCCCCACAGCGCACCGCCGAUAGCCGGGUACCAGGCCCAGUCCAGCACCUGGGGCCCCCCCAGCCCAUCGCGCAGCUACGGCAACAGCCUUCCGCCCCCCGCGCCGAUGCUGUCGCCCGCUGCCGCCACGCACAGCCGCGGCAGCGUCGGCUCACAUGGGACGCUGGCCCCGCUCGCGGCGGCCCCAGGGCCGACCGGCGGCUACGGCGGCCAGACCCCCGCGAGGGGCCGGCACCCGAGCGGCCCCACUCCAGGGGCCUUCUCUGCCUACCCAGCGGCCUCCGACGUGGGCAGCCACGGCCGGGGCUCCCCGCCUGGCUCUGCGCUCCCCGCGGCGGGCCCCGCGCCCAGGCCCUGCUCCAGCCGUGGCUCCGCCCCGCCCGGGGCCGCGCCGCCGGCUGGGCCGUCCUACAGCCGGGGCUCCGAGCACGGCUUCGCGCCCCCCGCGGCGGGGCCCCCCGCGCCCGGGCCGUGCUCCAGCCAGGGCUCGCUGCAGCACUACCCUGGCGCCUACGGCACCCUGUCUGGCACGCAGGGUACGCCCGCGGGCGCGCCGCUGCCUGGGCCUCCGGCGGCGUGUGGGGGGCCGCGGGGGCCCGACGGGUCGCCGAGCCCCGCGCAGGCGGUCGACAUCCGGCCGGGCGACGCCGAGGCGGCGCCCAGCCUUGUGACGGUCUGGAUCCGGGGCGCCCGCAACCUGAGGAAUUUGGACACGGGCAUCAUGGGAGACCUGUCUGACCCCUACGUCGCGGUCUCCGUGGGCAAGAGCCAGGAGCAGAAGACCCCCACGAUCAACAACAACCUCAACCCUGCCUGGAGCAGCGGCAACCAAUUCACCUUCCCCGUGACCCUUGAGGAUCCAGUGCUGCGCUUACGCGUGAUGAAUCACAAUUACACCAAGGACCAGAGCUUGGGCGAGGCCGAGGUCGACCUGCGCGUGAUGCAGUACGGGAGGGUGUGCCAAUUCAGGGAGCCCUUGCGUGAAGGGCAAGGCGCAGAGCUGGAAUUCGAUGUUGAGUUCAGGCCGACAGAGUAUUUUCUCACAGUCCUGGAGUCCACGAGCAAGCUUUACCUCCGAGUGAACGGGGCUCUGGGCCUCAAGAACACAGACACGGGCUUGUACAACCCGGUGACGGGCACCCGCGACCUAUCUGACCCGUACGUGGUUGCCACAGUCGGCAGGCAGCAGCAUAAGACACCCACGAUCGAUGACACCCUGGACCCAGUGUGGGAGAGCUUCAACAGCUUCACGUUCUCGGUCGGGGACGACGAGCACGAGCUGCGGCUGGAGGUGUUCAACGAGAACAACUCGAUGCGCCGCGACGACAGCAUCGGCUUCUUCGUUCUGGACCUCCGCUACAUCCCCCACAACGUGUGGGUGCCGCACCGCGAGAAGUUGCAGGCCGCCCCUGGAGAGCUCGAGUUCGACGUCUACUUCGGGCCAACGGAGUACUACAGCCUCAGCUGCCAGCUCGCCCAGGCGAAGGCUGAGCAGGCCAGGUGCGCUGCCGAGGCCACCAGGCUGAGCAAGGAGGUCCAGAUGGCAGAGUACGCGAACGAGUGGCUGGAGGACAUCGAGGGGAUGACCAAGAUGCCGCUGAGCAUAGUCGAGAAGGAUUGGGAGCACGCCUGCGGUGGCCGCAACCUCGUCAUCCCCGCCUGGAUUGCCGUCACUUCAGCCCAGGUGCAGAGCCUGGAGAGGCGGCGCUCCCAGCACCCGCAGAGGGUGUCGCUCUUCCCGGAGGCCGAGGCCUCGGGCCGGCCUCCGCCCAGGCUGCGGGUGAGGAUCCUGGGCGCCUUCGACCUCAGCGCGGCCUCGGGGGACCAGCCCUCUGCGUACUGCGUCUGCGAG
Messenger RNA from Prorocentrum cordatum, 6046 nucleotides. The record is from the annotation of a GenBank genome assembly. NCBI's taxonomy places the organism in Eukaryota, Dinophyceae, Prorocentrales, Prorocentraceae.